This is a messenger RNA of Haemorhous mexicanus (house finch), 2086 nucleotides long. RefSeq names its product NHERF family PDZ scaffold protein 4 (gene NHERF4). Gene Ontology annotation, biological process: protein localization to plasma membrane. Gene Ontology annotation, molecular function: signaling receptor binding; protein-membrane adaptor activity. The record is from RefSeq and is a predicted model, not a curated record. NCBI's taxonomy places the organism in Eukaryota, Metazoa, Chordata, Aves, Passeriformes, Fringillidae. The transcript is spliced from 10 exons. Bases 1 to 1584 code for a protein of 527 amino acids. Gene Ontology annotation, cellular component: apical plasma membrane.
AUGUGGAGCAGCUGGAGUGGAGGGUUCUCCCUUUCCCCAUCUCCCAGCACUGGCAGGGAGCAGCCCAUCUCUGCUCCAGUGCUGAACCAGUCAUUCUCCCCCCACUGUGUGUCCCCCUGGAAGCCACCAGGAGCUGUCCCCAAGCUGGGUGUCCCGGGGUGCUGGUCCCUGCUCCCAGCUCUGGCUGGCUGUGCCAGGGGCUGGGAGGGCAGGCGAGACUCAGGCUGUUUAACCAUUAAACCUGGGACAUCUUGGGAGAGGCGGGGACACUUCCCUGCCACUUCACCCUGUACCUUGCUCCCUCUGGCAAUCCCUGCAGCCAUGAAGCAAACAAAAGGGCUCGAGGGAGACAAGAUGUCCAUCAUAAAAUUUGAAUUUAACCCCAAAGUUGGGAUCGACAACCCAGCCUUGACACUGACUGAGGACACGGAUGGUGAGGGCUUGGGGGAGCCUCGCUUCUACCUCCUGACCAAGGACAGCACAGAGACCUUCGGCUUCUGCCUGCACGAGGAGCUGGGCUGCCAGGGCCACGUCAUCCGGCAGAUUGAGCUGGGGGGGGUGGCCCAGCGCAGGGGGCUGCAGGACGGGGACCGCCUGCUCCAGGUCAAUGGCCACUUCGUGGACCACAUGGACCACCUCAGGGUGGUGCAGAAGAUCAAGGCCAGUGGGAACCAGGUCCUGCUGGCGGUGCUGGAUGGUGACUCCUACGAAGCAGCCAAAUCCCUGGGCAGGGACCUGUCCCAGAUGCUGCCGGAUGACAUCCGCCCGCGCCUCUGCCACGUCACCAGGGACAAAAGCGGCUUUGGCUUCAGCGUGUCGUGUCCAGAAGGCACCAAGGGCACCUUCCAGCUGUCGGUGCUGCAGGACGGGCCAGCAGACAGAGCAGGGGUGCCACCAGGCUGCUGGCUGCUGGAGCUGAACGGGGACAGUGUCAAGAGCUACUCCCACACCCAGCUCACCAGAAAGCUUAAGCAGAGUGGCAACAAGGUGACACUGCUGGUGGCAUCCAGCGCCGUGGAGGAGUUCUAUCGCCUGCGGGGCCUGCAGGUCACGGCUGCCUUGGCAGACACCUCCAGGCUCCCCUUCAAGGUCCGGGAGCUGCACCUGGUGAAGGGUCCUGCUGGCUACGGGUUCCUGCUCAAGGAGGAUGACUGCAGCACGGGAGGAGUAGGCCAGUUCCUGUGGGAUGUGGAUGUGGGGCUGCCAGCAGAGCAGGCAGGGAUGAGGGAAGGGGACCGUGUGCUGGCUGUGAACGGGGAGAGCAUCGAGGGGCUGGACCACGAGCAGACCGUGCACAGGAUCCGUGCCCGGGAGGAUCAGGUGACACUGCUGGUCAUCGACCCCGCUGGGGACGAGUUCUACCACUCGAUCGGGCUGUCCCCCCUGCAGUUCUUUGAGGACAGUGACCCUGCCUCAGGCUCCUGCACGCCCUCCCUGCCCUCUCGAAGUGGCUCCCCUGCGCUCUGUGACGUUGAGGUGGCACCCAAGGGACCUGUGUCCUGGCUGAUGGCUGCUGCCAACAGUCUAGAGAUCAUACAGAGCCAGCGCCAGGAGGAGCACACAAAGCUGUGCCAGGCAUUCUAACAGCCCAGGAGCCUCUGGACAGGCUCUCCCACACAGCACCUCCACCCAGGCCACAUCCAGCCCCUCGGGGCUCAGCACUGCUCAGCAUGGACCCUGCACACGCAGCUCCUGUGUCUCCAUGCCUGGCUCACAGCAUGACACUCCCAGGGACUCAUCUCUGCUCACUCAGGCUGGCUCAGAGCUUUUAUCAACCACAGUGGCAGCUCCUCCUAACCUGACCACAGACCUGUGUCUUUGCCUGCCCAGCUACCUCCAGGGAUUCCUCAGGACAUUGCACUGAAGCCCUUGCCCAGCUCCAGGCUCUGGGAGUUCCCAGGAGAGCUGAGGUGCUGCCCUCUGCACCAUGACCAUGGGGACUUGAGGGCUGGCUCAGAUCUGCACCUGCAUGGACAUCUCUCCUGUGCUCCUCCUCUCCCUGAACCUGUGGGCAGUGAGUGUCCACCACCCAGCACCACCCUGUUCCUGCACCACCUUUUUGGGGGGAUUAAAGGACAAAUCCACA